AUGGAGGAAGAUAACCAUGCUCUAUUUUCAUGGAAAGGGAAGAACAAGGAUCAUAGUUGCUCUGAAAUUUCACAUGAGAACAGCAACAUGACCAACCAAAGUGGAGAUGUUUCACCUGGAACACGCUUACGCAUCAAGAUCAAAGGUCCUACGGCUCCUACUAUAGCAGCCAAUGCCAUUAACAACAACAUUGAGCAACAACCUUACUUGUGCCAUAUCUGCAACAAAGGCUUUAUCUCUGUUAAUGCUCUCAGUGGACACAUGAGAGUGCACUCCCUCUCCAAAAGGAAUAAGGAUCACAACAACAACUGCAGUAGCAAACACACUUGUUCCCUUUGCAGAAAAACCUUCCCUUCCAACAAGUCUUUGUGCGGUCACAUGAGGGUUCAUUCAGCUCAAAGUGUCAGGAAAUCAGGAAUUGAAUCUCCUUUGAGAUGGCCUGUGUCUCGUAAAAGAAGCCCCAGAUUCAGCAGAAGCAGCUUAUCCAGCUUCAAAGAAAAUUCUUGUUUGGAAUCAAAAGGGUUUGAAGAAGUUGAUCCUCUUAUGCAAGAAGCCGCAUAUACACUCGUGUUGAUGUCAAAGGGGAAAGUUUGA
Messenger RNA from Lotus japonicus, 594 nucleotides. Its product is annotated as zinc finger protein ZAT10-like. The record is from RefSeq and is a predicted model, not a curated record. NCBI's taxonomy places the organism in Eukaryota, Viridiplantae, Streptophyta, Magnoliopsida, Fabales, Fabaceae. The transcript has a single exon. Bases 1 to 594 code for a protein of 197 amino acids.